CCCAAAUCAUUCCAUAUUCACUCACCUCUAAAUCAAUCUCUUUCACAGUUUUCCACCAAACACUACUAGAAAACAUGGCUUUGGGAAGAGGCAGUGCAUUGGUUCUCCUACUCUGCUUUUUUGUUCUUAACUCUGAGUUGGCUCAUGCUGUAACCUACACUGUUGGAGGUAAAGGUGGUUGGACCUUUAACACAGUUGGCUGGCCUAAUGGAAAACGCUUUAGGGCCGGUGAUACACUUGUCUUCAACUAUAGUCCAAGUGCUCACAAUGUGGUGGCUGUGAACAAAGCAGCAUAUGACGGCUGCAGUACACCAAGAGGGGCCAAAGUGUAUCGAUCAGGAAAGGAUCAGAUCAGACUUGCUAGGGGACAGAACUACUUCAUCUGCAAUUUUCCUGGUCACUGCCAAUCUGGGAUGAAAAUUGCCGUCAAUGCUGCCUAAAUUUUAGUAUAUUAUAUACUUUAUAACUAUCAUACCAAUAAUAAUGCAGUGUUCAUCUUUUAUGUGUGUGUUUCGCAAAUUUCAUAACCUCUGGUUGUGUUGAGUUCUUAAAAUUAAAUAAGAGGAUAGAUGGGUGUGAAGUGUUAAGUGUACCAUGUUUGUUAUCAUGGGUCUAGUAAUAAGAAUGGUGUAAUAUGAUUUUUGGAUCACUUUGAAUGAACUACACAUGACUUUAAUUUCUACAA
Messenger RNA from Vicia villosa (hairy vetch), 685 nucleotides. Its product is annotated as basic blue protein-like. Gene Ontology annotation, molecular function: electron transfer activity. Lineage: Eukaryota; Viridiplantae; Streptophyta; Magnoliopsida; Fabales; Fabaceae. The coding region runs from base 75 to 440 and encodes 121 amino acids. The transcript has 2 exons. Gene Ontology annotation, cellular component: plasma membrane. The record is from RefSeq and is a predicted model, not a curated record.